This is a messenger RNA of Bipolaris sorokiniana ND90Pr, 645 nucleotides long. RefSeq lists its product as uncharacterized. Bases 1 to 645 code for a protein of 214 amino acids. The record is from RefSeq and is a predicted model, not a curated record. Lineage: Eukaryota; Fungi; Ascomycota; Dothideomycetes; Pleosporales; Pleosporaceae. Gene Ontology annotation, molecular function: structural constituent of ribosome. Gene Ontology annotation, biological process: translation. Gene Ontology annotation, cellular component: mitochondrion; ribosome. The transcript is spliced from 2 exons.
AUGGCGUCAAUAGCGAACAAAGUCAAGGCUGGCAAGCCAAUUGUGCAAGAUUAUUUUGCGAGUCACAAGAUUGGCGUAGUGGUCUCGGCAGGGAAGAUGUCAAAGGCAGUAAAAGUGCGAGUCGCUGAACAAGAAUGGAACAAGAAGUUUAGAAAACAUUUUCCUGCGCCCAAAAACUACCUUGUCCGCGAUCCCAACAACUCCCUUGUCGAAGGCGACGUCGUCCGCAUAGCAUCAGGUCAUCGCACCUCCACAGCCAUCCACCAUGUCGUAACCUCGAUUGUUGCGCCCUUUGGCGAGCCCGUCGAGAACCGCCCACCAGUCCUCACCGAAGCCCAAUUAGACGAGCAGCGCAUCAAGGACCGGUUAUUGAAGGAUGUGAGGAGCGCCGCGCGGGGAAGGCAGAUCAGUGUGCAGAGAUUGGCACAGGCAAGGAAGCAAGGAUAUCGGAUACCGACGCUGGAAGAAGCCAUGGAGCGCAUGAAGGUGCAUACAGCGAAUGAAAAGGCGAGGCUAGAAGCGCAUGGUGGACAGGCUGGACAGCAAAAGACGGCAAAGGAGAGGAGAGUCGAGGCGGGGAAGAAGACCAAGGAAGAGGUCAAGGCCGAAAACAAAGUAAAAGAUGCCAAGAAGCAGACUGUAUAG